CGCCUAGUUACGUCAACGACCGAUACUACUCUGAUAACACAUUUUAGCUCUGUGGUUAUGUCUUUUAAUUUAGGUUAAAGGUAGAUUGCUGGGGUUUUUAAAAAUCUAAGAAUAAGUAUCAAAUUGUUAUUUCGGUUUCUUACAUUUCGUGGAUUAGUAUUUCAAAAGGCAUGAUGUUGGCUUUUUGUGGUUCACUGACAUUCCUGAUGGUUUUGGUCACAGCGGUUUCCACACUGGUUCCACCUCCAGAAAAUGUGACAGUGAGCUGCAACAACGUUCAGACAACUGUUUAUUGGAACUACAGUGAACUGCUUCGUCAACCUCUCUUCAAAUUGAAAAUAAGUAGUGAUCUCAAUCUUAGUUUUCCGCUGGAUUCCACUAAACAGCACCAUUAUGACCUCUCCCCCUUCAUAUGGAAUGCUAAAGAACUGGAUCGCUACUUUGUGACUAUAACGGCCAGUGAUGAAACGGAGGAAUCGGCAUCUCUGAAGUCCUCGAUAUUCACAUUUAGUAGAGACCUUACAGCUGCCAUCAAGUGCAAGUUGGAUUUCCCUGCUGUAAAAGUGUCAAUGAAGGAUAUGGAGGUCACAGUUAGCUUCGACAACCCUUACCACCUGUACACAGAACUGAAAGAGUCUAGCAUACGUGAAGAUGACAAACUCUUCCUUUACGAUGUAACCUAUGAAAAUACUGAAGGCUCUUCUGAAUGUCAGAUAAAAGACAAAGUCUGUCGUCAUCACUUCACAGUCCGGGAGAACAAGGAGCAGUACUGUGUUAGUCUGGAUGGGAAUGUAACGAGCCAAAAAGUUUUGUUCGGCAGAAUAGGACCCAUCUGUGGCUAUGAAGACAAAACAAUUUCACUGGAAUCAUCUUUGCUCAUGCUUUUGCCAUUGUUCAUCAUUGGCAUUGUGGCCUUUGUAGUCUUUGUGACAAUAAGGCUCUGCAAGAGAAGUAUGCGGGAAAGAAACUUGUCCAAUUUUCCAAAGACUUUGGCUUCAAUCCUAUCAAACCCACAUAACAAGAAUAUAAUGAACCUGCAAUGUGAGAUCAUAGCGCACAUAGAACCAGCUACCACCACAUCCCAGAGCAUGUUGGAAACUUCAGAAGACGAAGAGGAGGAACCGACCACUAGCGUUGGAUUUUCAGCUUACCUUCAAUACUCUAUUAGUUCUGGGCAGGUGGGAGAGGGGUUAUUGGACAGUAGAAGCCAAUUACGGUCUGAGCUUCUGGAGGUGACACAGCCAUGCUCUGUGCUGCUGUGUGGAGAUGACUCAGAGGAAUCAGACUCAAGGACAUUGGAGGUGGAGGACAUGGAUUUCACAGCCUCUGGCUAUGACAGACACCACAUUCCUCUACUGGAGGUGGAGAUGAGUGCAGGAGAUGUUGUGGUGGGCUAUGGCCCCACCUGAGCACCUCUGAACUCAGGCCUCUGUAAAUCACACCUUUCACUGGAUAGAUGACAGAUGACAAUGACAUCACAGAACUGGUUUACCUAGGUACACUGUCGUGCCUCACUGAUUUUCAAUCACAUCUUCAGUGGUGUAGCUCUUCAUUCAAAGAUUCAAUCAUAGACACGCUUAAUGACAGUUGUGGCUGCUUCACAUGAUGUAUUGUUUUCUUAACCUUCUUGCCCUUUGUGCUGUUGUCUGUGCCCAAUAAUGUUUGUACCAUGUUUUGCUGCUGCCAUGCUGUGUUUUCAUGUGUUGCUGCCAUACUAUGCUGUCAUCUUAGGUCUUUAUGUAGUGUUGCGGUGUCUCUCGUGAGUUUUGUCUUAUAUUUUUAGAUAACGAUUGACACUUUGUAAAUUGUUAUUUUCUGUUGUUGUAUUUCUGUUAUGGUCCCUGUGAGAUUUCUGGAAAUCUAUCGCCAGUCCAAAGCUGUGGGCUGAACUAAUCAUCAGUAAACUUUACUCAGGCUGUAAAAAACUUUUGGGUUGUUGGG
Salvelinus fontinalis (brook trout) is the source of this 1941-nucleotide messenger RNA. RefSeq names its product interferon gamma receptor 1-like. Lineage: Eukaryota; Metazoa; Chordata; Actinopteri; Salmoniformes; Salmonidae. The coding region runs from base 171 to 1409 and encodes 412 amino acids. The record is from RefSeq and is a predicted model, not a curated record. The transcript is spliced from 7 exons.